This is a messenger RNA of Populus nigra (black poplar), 1157 nucleotides long. Its product is annotated as rac-like GTP-binding protein ARAC7. Gene Ontology annotation, cellular component: cytoplasmic vesicle; cell cortex; cytoskeleton. The coding region runs from base 268 to 897 and encodes 209 amino acids. Gene Ontology annotation, molecular function: GTP binding; protein kinase binding; GTPase activity. The transcript has 8 exons. Lineage: Eukaryota; Viridiplantae; Streptophyta; Magnoliopsida; Malpighiales; Salicaceae. Gene Ontology annotation, biological process: small GTPase-mediated signal transduction; actin filament organization; cortical cytoskeleton organization. The record is from RefSeq and is a predicted model, not a curated record.
CUCUCUCUCUCUCUCUCUCUCUCUCCCCCUCCCUCCAACGAAAAUAGAGACCCGAGAGAAAGACCUCUAUUAUAUCAUCCCUACAGCUCUCUACAUUUCAAGCUCGCAAUUCACUUGCUUUUUUAACAUCUUCGGUUCAACUUUUCCUUCUUUAAGCAUCUUUCUUUGCUUUAACUCAACCUUUUAGAGGGUUUAAUAUAUCCCAAACUCUCUCGCUGUAGUUAAAAGAAGAGUUACUGUGCAAGUUGUUCUCAGGUUUAAGAGGAGAUGAGUGCUUCCAAGUUCAUUAAAUGUGUUACAGUUGGAGAUGGAGCUGUUGGCAAAACCUGUAUGCUCAUUUGUUAUACCAGCAACAAGUUCCCUACUGAUUAUAUACCCACAGUGUUUGAUAAUUUUAGUGCUAAUGUGGCUGUGGAUGGGAGCAUUGUCAAUUUGGGACUGUGGGAUACUGCAGGUCAGGAGGAUUACAGCAGGCUGAGGCCCCUCAGCUACAGAGGUGCAGACAUAUUUGUGCUGGCUUUCUCAUUAAUUAGUAGGGCAAGUUACGAAAAUGUUCUUAAGAAGUGGAUGCCUGAACUGCGUCGAUUUGCACCAAAUGUUCCGAUUGUUCUUGUUGGAACGAAAUUGGACCUUCGUGAAGACAGAGGAUAUCUGGUUGAUCAUAUGAAUUCUAAUGUCAUAACAUCUGCUCAGGGGGAGGAGCUCAGGAAACAGAUUGGUGCAGCAGCAUAUAUUGAGUGCAGCUCUAAGACUCAGCAGAAUGUCAAAGCUGUUUUUGAUACUGCAAUCAAGGUUGUUAUUCAACCUCCAAGGAGGAAGGAGGUGGCAAGGAAGAAAAGGAGCCGAAGUGCUGGUUGCACUAUUGCGAGCAUCGUGUGUGGAGGUUGUGUCGCAUAGGUUGUUGAUGAUGGCAGGAUGGAUUGAAAACACCACCCCACUCUUGAGCAUCGUUGUUUUUGAAGGGACUUUUGGGUAUUCAAUGCUGGUUCCUGGCAGCUGAUUGCAUCUAUAAUUUUCUUUUUUUGUGUGUAUGGAAUUAUUAUGGAGGAGCAAUUUUCUUGUCUUACAAACUUGAAUAGAAGCAGCAUGGAGGGAAUUGUUCAUUCUCUCUUGUAAUUUUAAUGUAGUGAAGUAAAUUUAUUUGAAGUUUAGUAUAA